Drosophila virilis is the source of this 1626-nucleotide messenger RNA. Its product is annotated as fatty acyl-CoA reductase wat. Gene Ontology annotation, cellular component: peroxisome. Gene Ontology annotation, molecular function: alcohol-forming very long-chain fatty acyl-CoA reductase (NADP+) activity. NCBI's taxonomy places the organism in Eukaryota, Metazoa, Arthropoda, Insecta, Diptera, Drosophilidae. The record is from RefSeq and is a predicted model, not a curated record. Gene Ontology annotation, biological process: long-chain fatty-acyl-CoA metabolic process.
UCGUCGAGCAAUUCCCUUGACUGGAAAACUUUCUUUAUAACAAAAUGGAUUCUAAAAUUACCACGUUUUAUAAAAAUAAGACAGUUUUCCUAACCGGUGGGAGUGGAUUUUUAGGAAGAAUGAUCAUUGAAAAACUGUUGCGAGCAACAGAAGUGAAACGUAUAUAUAUUCUAAUAAGGUCCAAACGUGGACAGGAAAUCAAGAGUCGCAUGUCCGACUUUAGCAGCAAUUAUCUGUUUAGGGAAGUGCUCAAAUCAAAUGCCAACUACUUGGAGAGGGUAUCACCCAUAGCCGGUGACUGUGAACUGCCAGAUUUGGGAUUGAGCGAGGCAGACAGAAAAAUGCUCGCGGAGGAGGUGGAAGUGGUGAUACAUGGUGCAGCCACGGUCAACUUUGUGGAGCUACUUAGCAUCGCAUUGAGCAUCAACACACGCGCCACUCGCCUAAUUGUGCAGCUGGCCAAGGAGAUGCGCCGACUGGAGGCAAUUGUCCAUGUGUCCACGGCGUUUUCAAAUUGCGUGACUGAGCACAUCAAGGAGUCCUUCUAUCCAGAGCUAUUGACCUGCACAGCUGACGAGGUUUUGGCGCUGAAGGAUCAGCUGAGCAACAAGCUGAUAGACAAAAUGACACCGGCGUUGCUCGGCGAAUUUCCCAAUACGUACACCUUUACCAAGGCGAUGGCGGAACAGGUGGUGCAAAAGGAGGGACGCGAUCUACCGAUAUGCAUAUUUCGACCAGGCAUGAUUCUUCCCAGCAUUAGGGAGCCCUCCAAAGGAUGGAUUGAUAACCUCUAUGGACCCAUUUCAAUUGUAUAUGGCUGUGCACUUGGCGUUGUUCGCGUCAUGAUAUUAAACAAAGAAGCCCGAUGCAAUAUUGUGCCGGUUGACUUUUGUGCGAAUUUAAUUCUUGCCUCCGCCUGGCAAACAUCUGUGGAAACUGCCAAGCGCCAGUUACCUGCACCAGAUCCACCUAUUUACAAUUUUGUUCCGACCGAUAAGAAUCCACUAUUUUGGAAGACAUUCACAGGCACAAUAGAAAAUCAAAGAUACGUUUUUCCAUUAAACCAAAUGUUAUGGUAUCCGUUCCUUAUUUGUACGCCCAGCUUAUGGGUCUUCAAGAUCUUGUCUGCCUUUUAUCACAAUCUGCCUGCGUUCUUCAUCGAUAUAGGAUUACGCCUCAAGGGUCAGAAGCCACGAAUGAAAUCAAUCUACAAAAAAGUACACGAUGGCAUCAACAGAUUAUUCCCAUUCGUUAUCUCUAGCUGGAGCUUUGAGAUGACCAAUUCUAGUCGGCUAUUAGAAUGCAUGUCUCCACAGGAUCGAAAAAUCUAUGAUUUUGAUAUGAAUAGUAUUGAUUGGGUAGAUUAUUUGACCUCUGCCGCGGCUGGCAUCCGUGUCUUCCUCUUGAAGGAAAACUUAACUGAGGAAUCCUUACAAGCCGCACAGAAGCUUUGUAAACGGCUCUCAAUACUCAAUGGACUUGCACAUCUUGUUGCCUUUAGCAUUCCUGUUGCCAUUAUAUGGUGGGUACUAAGCUUAACCUACUUAUAGUUGAGUAAAAAUUAGAAACUAAAUUGUUGUUUAGGAUUUUUCUGUGUUAAAUAAAUUCAUGGUUUUGCAAUGGAAA